Molecule: messenger RNA, 853 nt
Organism: Papilio machaon (common yellow swallowtail)
Lineage: Eukaryota; Metazoa; Arthropoda; Insecta; Lepidoptera; Papilionidae
Exons: 5
Coding region: 9-695 (228 amino acids)
Source: RefSeq, a predicted model, not a curated record
UUAGCACCAUGGUUUGCUGUGCCCGAGCCCUUCCCGCCAUUUUUCUGCAACUCAAUCUCAUAUUAAUGAUGUACGCGGGCGCGGGAUUCGCGACAGCGGCGCGUCUGAAGUGGGACCCGAGCACGUACGUGCCCUUGCGCGAGUUGCUGCCUCACGAGUAUCGCGCAGCUGCUGCACUGCUGCUCGCAGCUAGCAUUGUGCUGUUCCUGCUGGCACACUUAGCGCUCGCAGCGCUGUACUCACGCCGUGCUAGACGGCUGUUGCUUGUUAUGUACGGCUGCGUCAUGGUGAUGAUGGUCAGCGCGCAGACGGCGUGGGGCUGGUGGACUGGCGUGCGUGUGGCGAGCUGGGCGCACUCGGCGCAGGCGGAGGAACUGCGCCGCGCGCUGCUAUUGCGGGAGCAUUUGGCGCCGCUGCUGCAAGACCUGGCUCAGUGGCAUCCUCUGCCGCAGAAAAUUAACAACAUCAUUAAGGAGGCGGAGGCGGACGCGCCGCGCAACGGUUACGUGGCUGUGGCCGCUUUAGCAGUAUUUCUAGUCCUGCAGCCUGCAGCAGCCGCGCUUGCAUUACUGUUGGCUGCACGCACACAGCCUACGCGACGUGAUGACCAAAAUGUUAGUGUCACCACGAGCUUAGACAGCGAGAGGCGGCCGCUGCGGACGGCGUACAAGAACGGACGACUUGUUCUGGUCUAGUCUUGAUUUUUAGGUUAUAAAAUACGAGCAUUUUGACAUUGUAUGUUUGUUGGUAUUAUUUUUAAAUGACAGAAUUUUUUAGGUUAGGUUGUUUAUGUCUACUAUAACUUUGCACACUUUUAUAUACAUAUAAGUUUCUUUUGUAAACUAAAGUGUGU